AUGGCCAAGAUAAACUGUUACAGUCAACUCAUUGCAAAAGACUUGAAUGAAGCCUACUUUUUGCCAUAUACUAUUUCUUCCUAUCACAAAGACGCCAAGUUCCAUAACGACAAGAAAUACUUGGUUUUUGACCGUCGAAGAGACAUGAAAACCGUAGACACGUUACCACCUAUAAGACAUCUUGCAACAAUAGGUAAUGCAGUCGUAAGUUUGGUAGACAUAAAGCCUGACAGUCUCCAAUUAGAUCACUGGAACAAGUGGCUGUCGGUUUUCGCAGCCGCAGAGGUGAAAUCCAUCGAAGAAGGUUUUGCGGACGAUAUCCCAGUUGUGAGCACCGGACCGUUGCAGUGUCUACCAGCAAAGAAGCAUGCCAUUGAUCCUGAACUGCAUGCAGAAUUGCUUUGCAAAAGCACAAUCCCGCUAAUUGGAGUUCCAACUCCUCAACUCAUUGAAGAGGGCAACAUUUCCUUCCCAUGCAUGCUCAAAGUUGAUCAAUCGAGCGCUGGACACGGAAACUAUAUAGUUCACAAUUCCCAAGAGCUAAAACAAGUCGUGGCAGAGAUUAGGGACAAGUGCUUCUGGACGGGAAAGUACAUCUUGCAAGAAUACAUACCAGACGCUGUAACUAUGGGAUAA
Porites lobata is the source of this 636-nucleotide messenger RNA. The record is from the annotation of a GenBank genome assembly. NCBI's taxonomy places the organism in Eukaryota, Metazoa, Cnidaria, Anthozoa, Scleractinia, Poritidae.